UCUAAAAAUGGGGUGUGGUUGGCAGGGCCGCAAUUGUUGAGGAGAAAUCGGAAGUGAAUUUAAAAACUAUCUUCUUCAUUCUUUCCCAAAGCCCGGCACUUUUGUCACUGGUGUAGGCAUUCUGCAAGGGCAAAAGUCUGGUGUAACCAAACUUGCAAUUUGCACCCAUGAGUGACACUAUGUCUAGACCUGUUGAGAGGCCUUACAGGCCAAGUCUUGAAAAAAUUGAUCUUGAGAGCUCCGAGGAUGAGAGGAAGACGAGGCUCGGGACUCUCAAGAAAAAGGCAAUCAAUGCCUCUACCAAGUUUAGGCAUUCUUUGACCAAAAGGGGCAGGAGAAACAGCAGAGUCAUGUCUGUGGUUGUUGUCGACGAGCACGAUGCUGAGGAAUUGCAAGCAGUGGAUGCAUUACGGCAAGCCCUUAUACUGGAAGAGUUGCUCCCUUCAAAACACGAUGAUUAUCACAUGAUGCUCAGAUUUUUGAAGGCCAGGAAAUUUGACAUUGAGAAAACAAAGCAAAUGUGGGCUGAUAUGAUUCGUUGGAGAAAGGACUUUGGUGCAGACACUAUCAUGGAGGAUUAUGAUUUCAAAGAAAAAGACGAGGUCCUUAAAUAUUAUCCCCAAGGUCAUCAUGGAGUUGAUAAGGAGGGACGACCAGUUUAUAUAGAAUCUCUGGGUAAAGUUGAUGCUAACAAAGUCAUGCAAGCCACAACACUGGACCGAUAUAUUAAGUACCAUGUUCAAGAAUUUGAACGGACCUUUAAUGAUAAGUUCCCAGCCUGCUCUAUUGCUGCCAAGAAACACAUUGAUCAGAGCACAACUAUUAUUGACGUACAAGGAGUGGGAUUGAAAAGUUUCAGUAAAGCAGCCAGGGAUCUUCUCCAACGCAUUCAAAGCAUUGAUGGUAAUAAUUACCCUGAGACCUUGUGCCGUAUGUACAUCAUUAAUGCUGGCUCUGGAUUUAGGCUUCUCUGGAACACAGUGAAAUCCUUCCUUGACCCAAAAACUACUGCAAAGAUCAAUGUUCUUGGUAAUAAAUACCAAAGCAAGUUGCUGGAGAUAAUUGAUGCCAGUGAGCUUCCAGAGUUUUUGGGUGGUACUUGUAAUUGUGCAGAGAAAGGUGGUUGCAUGCUGUCGGAUAAGGGGCCAUGGAAUGAUCCUGAGAUAAUGAAGAUGGUCCGGAGUGGUGCACACAAAUGCAGCACAAAGAUUUCAAUUUCAUUUGACGAUAAACCUGUUUCUGAGGAAGAACCAUCAACUCGUAAGAGUGUUUCUUUUAAGGCAGCAAAUGAGGGAUCCAUGCCGUCAAGGGAGCAAAUUGAGAAGCCACAUCUCUCUCCUGUCCAUGAAGAAAUAACCCCAAAUCAAUCUAGUACGGAUGAGAACACUGACUCCGUGCCUAUGGUGGACAAGGCUGUCGAUAAGACUUGGCCAAAAUCUGUGCAAGAUGACAGACUUGCAGUCUCUAAAGCUCAAGACUUUUACCCAAUCCAUGAUUGUUGCAAGCCUAGUGAUGGAAUAAGCAGCCACAUCAUUAAUGGAAUGAUGAGCUUUCUGAUGGGCAUUGCGGCUAUGGUCCGACUGAGCCGAAACGUUCCCAAAAAGCUUACUGCUGCCACUCUUUAUUCUAGCUCCAUGCCGGGCAAUGAUGAUUUGGACAAAGGUCAGGCGUCCUGCAAUAUGCCUCUAGUCACUGUAACUCACAAUGACUACGUAAUGAUGAUGAAGCGCAUGAGCGAUCUGGAGGACAAAGUCAUCACUCUCAGCCAGAAACCACCAACAAUGCCCCCUGAGAAAGAGGAAUUGCUGAAUGCUGCUUUGUCUCGUGUGCACGAGCUAGAACAGGAGCUUUCAUCUACCAGAAAGGCUCUUGACGAUGCUCUUGUACACCAAGCAGAGCUCAUAGCCUUCAUGGAGAAGAAGAAGAAAAAGAAGAAGUUCUUCGCGUUCUAAGAUCGGAUUCAAACUAUUGCUCGUUGUAAAAUGAUGAGAAAUAUCGGUUCUGGCAACCUAAAAACUGGUCGUGGCUAAAUGGUAAGGAUCACUGCAUGUUGCUCUUAUAAGUACUCAGGGAAAAAGCCUUGUAUAAAUAAUCGCCACUCUUUUCAUUUGUAUUAAACUAUUUGGCACGUCUUAGCUGCUUCUCCCUAAUCACUUGGCUACAAAUCGGCAUUCUUUAGGUUUUCUAUCUUAAUACUGUUCUUUUAUCUGCAAAAUCCAGUAAUGUUAGAUUGCUUCUUGUUU
Molecule: messenger RNA, 2243 nt
Organism: Daucus carota subsp. sativus
Lineage: Eukaryota; Viridiplantae; Streptophyta; Magnoliopsida; Apiales; Apiaceae
Product: phosphatidylinositol/phosphatidylcholine transfer protein SFH3
Exons: 14
Coding region: 168-1952 (594 amino acids)
Source: RefSeq, a predicted model, not a curated record